GCCAAACUCGUCGUAUAAUCAUCAGAUCUAGUCGCGAAGAAAAAAAUGCACUAUAAGUGGAAGAGUUUUGGCAGCAGAUUUAAUUCUUAAUUUUAUACUACAAUUCUAAGGAUUCUUAAUUUAUAAAUUUGAUUCAUUCGUUAGUAUCUGUAGAUAGUAAGAAAUAAGUCAAAAACAAAUUAGUCUUAUUGCUAUUUCAAUUAUAAUCUUUAUAAAACUAAAACUAUCUCAUCAACUGAAUUAAUCUUUAACUAUUCAUCUAGUUUAAGUAAAGUUAUAAAAUCAUAAAAGAAGUAAAUUUCAAUUUCAAUUUCAAUUUCAAUUAAUAAUUAAUAAUAAUUAGUAUUUCAUCAUGACUAGACCAUCUAAUAUCGGUAUUAAAGGGAUCGAAAUUUAUAUUCCAUCACAAGCUGUUAAUCAAAGUGAUUUAGAAAAAUUUGAUAAUAUUCCAGCUGGUAAAUAUACCAUUGGACUUGGUCAAACUAAUAUGGCUUUUGUUAAUGAUAGAGAAGAUAUUUAUUCUUUAUCUUUAACUGUAUUAUCUAAUUUAAUUAAGCAUUAUAAUAUUGAUACUAAUAAUAUUGGUAGAUUAGAAGUUGGUACUGAAACUUUAUUAGAUAAAUCUAAAUCUGUUAAAUCAGUUUUAAUGCAAUUAUUCCCAGGUAAUAGUGAUAUUGAAGGUAUUGAUACUGUUAAUGCUUGUUAUGGUGGUACAUCUGCUAUCUUAAAUGCUGUUAAUUGGUUAGAAUCUUCAAGUUGGGAUGGUAGAGAUGCUAUUGUCGUUGCUGGUGAUAUUGCCAUUUAUGAUAAAGGUGCUGCUAGACCAACUGGUGGUGCUGGUGCCGUUGCCAUUUUAAUUGGUCCAGAUGCUCCAAUUGUUUUUGAAUCAACUAGAGGUUCUUUCAUGGAACAUGCUUAUGAUUUCUAUAAACCAAAUUUUACUAGUGAAUAUCCAGUAGUUGAUGGUCACUUUUCUUUAGCUUGUUAUGUUAAGGCUGUUGAUCAAUGUUACAGAGCUUAUUCUAAAAAGGUUACUAAAUCAACUGAUAAAACUGUUGGUCUUUUCGAUCAUUUCGAUUAUCAUGCAUUCCAUGUUCCAACUUGUAAAUUAGUUACCAAAUCUUAUGCUAGAUUAUUAUAUAACGAUUUCCAAGCAAAUCCAGCUAAAUUUGAAGGAUUAAUUGAUAAAGAAACUAGUGAAAAAAUUCAAGCUUUAUCUUAUGAAGAAUCUUUAGUAGAUAAAAGUUUGGAAAAGAUUUUCCUUGGUUUAGUUAAAGAACAAUCAAAGAUUAGAGUUGAUCCUUCAUUAAAAGUUCCAACCAAUACUGGUAAUAUGUAUACUGCUUCUGCUUGGGCUUCACUUGCUUCUUUAUUAUAUUAUGUUGGUUCUGAAUCUUUACAAAAUAAGAGAAUUGGUAUUUUCUCUUAUGGUUCUGGUUUAGCUUCAACUUUAUUAUCAGUUAAAGUUAUUGAUGAUAUCACUGAUAUUACUUCAAACUUAAACUUAGAUUAUAAAUUAGGUAAAGGUAGAAAGAUUGAAUCUCCUGAACAAUACUUGGAAGCUAUUGCUUUAAGAGAAAAGGCUCAUUUACAACAUUCUUUCGUACCUACUGGUUCAAUUGAAAAUUUAGUUCCUGGAACUUAUUAUUUAACAGAAAUUGAUGAUAAAUAUAGAAGAAAAUAUUCCGUUAAGGAAUAAAUUAAUUAAAUCUCAUUCUUAAUAAAAAUUGGUUGAAUUUGAUUAUUCAUGGUAUUUGCUUUUCCACUUUUGCUAUUGGUUUGAAUUUAAAUCCUCACGUUCAUUAUUUGCUACUUAUCCCUCCUGUUAUUAAUUUCUAGUUAACUUAUUAGAAGUUUUGUAUAUGUAUGUAUUUAUCUAUUGUAAGCUUGGAAUAUAGCAGAA
Scheffersomyces amazonensis is the source of this 1903-nucleotide messenger RNA. It is a transcript of the gene ERG13, whose product is annotated as hydroxymethylglutaryl-CoA synthase. Gene Ontology annotation, molecular function: hydroxymethylglutaryl-CoA synthase activity. The transcript has a single exon. The coding region runs from base 353 to 1699 and encodes 448 amino acids. Gene Ontology annotation, biological process: ergosterol biosynthetic process; acetyl-CoA metabolic process. Lineage: Eukaryota; Fungi; Ascomycota; Pichiomycetes; Serinales; Debaryomycetaceae. The record is from RefSeq and is a predicted model, not a curated record.